AUGGCGCGUGAAUUUACGAUUGUGCUUGUUCCUUCGCCGCGACAGUCUGCGAGGGAACGCGAACUGCAAGCCUCGACUGUACGCUCGCACGCAGCAAGAGUGUCGUCCGCGCAGGCGGCGGUGACCAAAUGGUCCAAGAGAACGGCUGUGCUGAAUACAAGGGCCGACCACCGUGCCCGAGUAAAACAACAGCUGGGUGCGAAAGAGGCCGCCAGCACUAUCCUCGCCACCACCCUACCAGGCCCCGACGACGAGUCAAGCAUUACCAUAACGCUCCCCAGUCCGAUAAUGAUUCUAGGACAGGGACAAGUCGACCCAUUCACGAAUGAUGAUCUUCAUACCUUACCACCCAUCGCCCGCAACAGCCUCGAGUAUAUGAUGGAAACCAUAUGGGGCAAGAACAGCCCUGGCUUGAGUAGGGCGACGCUUACCAACCACAUCACGCACUGCAAGAUGCUUGCUGUUCAUUCGCCGCUUCAAUUCCAUACACAGAUCUCAUCAGCGGUAACCCUAUGCUAUGCUCUGAGUAAGGAUCCAGAGGUCUUGAAGACCCUACUGGCGACUCGGUUAAAGCACCAAACCGCGGCGCUGAGUAUCCUCAGAGACAGUAUCGCCAAUCUGACAGGCCCGCCCUCGGACGAACUGAUUGACUGCCUCAGUAGAUUGGCUGCACAAGGGGGUGAUUUGGCCAAACCCGGAUCUGUUAGUCGAUACCGGGAAAGUCCAAUCGCCGACUCGUUUCCCAUACGUCUGUACGGCUGUUUCGAGCCUUGUAUUCCCCACUUUCAAGCAUUGAGCUUCCUGAUUCGACAACGUGGAAGCCUUGAGGUGAUCGCGCCCGCUAUUUCGCAUCAUCUCUCUCUAGCCGAUACGAUGCUCGCAACGAAGCUUGGGACUCGUCCUACGUUCCCGGUACAUAGGGAUCUCCGGCAGGCCUCUGACAAACGUCAACUGCCCUUUGAUGGGGAGGCUGCUGAGCUUUGCUUCAAUAUGGGAAGCGGCUGGAAAAUGCUGGCUGAAAGUCACCCGGAGAUUGUGAAGUUGGCCCUCAGAGCCGGCGAAAUCACGUCUGCACUGGACCAAUCUUGUCGUGGGGGACAGGGUUGCCUACCUUUUCCCCAGCUCGUCAUACUGGCCAUUGCUUUUCAACAUGAUCUAUACAGCCUCGAAUCCCCGGCGGACCAUUCAAGCUCUCCGGAAGAUGCAUGUUGCUGGACAUCCGAGAUCUGUCGCUUCGCCUUGCAGAUAUACAGCGACGUUGUUCUAUUUCCCGCCCCGGAGUCGUCUGGAGUCAGACAGCGACUAGCCGCGCAGCUCUGGGGACCCCUGGCAGCCUACAACGCUGCUCGCGAUCCUGAUACCGAUACUUGCUAUCGAGAGCUGAUACUUUGGGCAACUGUUAUGGGCGCGGUUUCGGCCGAGGCCACGAAGCAUAGAGACUGGUAUCUGCGGCAACUGGUCAAAAUGGUGAUUGACCAGAACAUUAGCUGGGAGAUCUUCAAGCGUUCCCUGGCCAGGUUUCUCUGGUGGGAAUACACUCUCGGCGAGCAUGUCCGCGAUAUUUGGAAAGAUGCAUGGGGUCUUGCUCAUGCGGACGGCUUCACUAACACGCCAUCAGCCUAG
Cladophialophora carrionii CBS 160.54 is the source of this 1623-nucleotide messenger RNA. RefSeq lists its product as uncharacterized. The record is from RefSeq and is a predicted model, not a curated record. NCBI's taxonomy places the organism in Eukaryota, Fungi, Ascomycota, Eurotiomycetes, Chaetothyriales, Herpotrichiellaceae. The coding region runs from base 1 to 1623 and encodes 540 amino acids. The transcript is spliced from 2 exons.